Messenger RNA from Osmerus eperlanus (European smelt), 4335 nucleotides. It is a transcript of the gene mief1, whose product is annotated as mitochondrial elongation factor 1. Bases 108 to 1520 code for a protein of 470 amino acids. NCBI's taxonomy places the organism in Eukaryota, Metazoa, Chordata, Actinopteri, Osmeriformes, Osmeridae. Gene Ontology annotation, cellular component: mitochondrial outer membrane. The transcript has 5 exons. The record is from RefSeq and is a predicted model, not a curated record. Gene Ontology annotation, biological process: mitochondrion organization; positive regulation of mitochondrial fission.
GGGGGGCCUGGUGUAGCGGGGGGGCCUGGUGUAGCGGGGGGGCGGAGAUCACGUCUGUAGCAAACCAAGAGCAUUUGAAAUCAAAUCACUUAAUCAGAGAAGCAAAGAUGGCUGGUGUGAAUGGUGACCGGAAAGGAAAGCCGGAUGACAAGGGGAUCGGCAGCGCCAUCGACUUCAUGCUGUCUAACGCCAAGCUGGUGCUGGGCGUGGGCGGAGCAGCCAUGCUCGGCAUAGCAACACUAGCAGUCAAACGAAUGUAUGAUCGAGCCAUCAGUGCCCCCACCAGCCCCACCAAGAUGGACCAAUCAGGGAAGAGGAGCUGGGAGGAGCCAAGUUGGAUGGGCUCGUCUCCAAGGGUACUGAACCAUGACAUGAAGUCGACAGUGAGCCGGUCACUCCAGUCCCUGCCCACCUCCUCCCAAUCAUUUGAACCAGACUGCAUGCGGAGGGCUGCGGGUCGCGGAGCGGCAGGCCAGACGGACAUGCUGCGAGCGCGGAUGCGUCUGUCGCUGCAGGAGCGUCUGUGGGAGUUCCACCAGGAGCGGGUCGCCAUCCCUGCAGAGGAGCAGGGGGCCGCGCGCAGGGCAGCGCUGGACAUCUGCGCCGAGCUCAGGGUCUUCCUCCACUCCAAGCUGCCUGACAUGCCUCUCCGGGAGAUGUACCUGAGCGGGAGUCUGUAUGACGACCUGCAGGUGGUGACAGCAGACCACGCACAGCUGAUGGUGCCCCUGGUGCUGGAGAAGAACCUGUGGUCGUCUGUGCCCGGGGAGGACACCAUCAUGAACAUCCCGGGUUUCUGGCUGGUCCGCAGGGAGAAUCUGGAGUACUUCCCCCGGGGCAGCAGCUACUGGGACCGCUGCAUGGUGGGGGGCUACCUCUCCCCCAAGUCUGUCCUGGAGCUGUUCCACAAGCUGGUGGCUGGAUCCAUCAACUGGCCGGCCAUCGGGAGUGUCCUGGACUACGUGAUCCGUCCGGUGGUGCCGUCUGAGACGCUGACGCUGGAGGUGCAGUACGAGACGGACCGCCGCCUGUACGUGGACUUCCUGCCGCUGCUGGUGAUGGAGGACGGAGCCUCGCUGAUCGCCAAGCCCCACCGCAUGAUGGCUGAGCGCCACGACAACCUGUGGCGGCAGAGCUUCCGCGUGGCGGAGACGGCGCGGCUGCGGGCGCUGGACCAGGAGGACGCUGGCUGCCGCUGCGCCUGCCUCAAGGUGGCCAAGGCCGUGUGCAAGCUGAACCCCGCGCUGUCGCGCCUCACCGCCAGCCAGCUCACCAACGCCAUCCUGCUGCUGAGCGAGAAGGAGGGCGACUGGACCCAGGAGGCGCUGGCUGACCGCUUCCUGCAGCUGCUGCGCUCGUUAGUGGGCCACCUGGAGGCUGGGAGGCUGCCCUGCGCCCUGGUCCCCAGGGUGGACCUGUUCUGCGAGCUCACGCCCCAGGAGGUGGACGAGCUGGGGUACACUCUCUACUGCGCCCUCUCCGACCCAGAGGACCUGCUCAGGACUGCCGUGCCGCCAUGACGACCUGCCGCGGCAACCACGAGCGCACCUGAGGUGGUGUGUGAUGCAACGUGAACAUGUAGCCGAGCACAUCAUCACAAGCUGUCCAGAGCGAAAGCUCCGGGAUGUCCUGCGGACUGCAGGAUCUAUAGACUAGUUCUGGGGCUUUUUUCUUUUGUACUCACCUGUGUGUGACAGCAGCACCUGGUGUGGCUGUGUUCAGCCAUAUCUGAAGAUCUACAAACCGGUCUAACCUCAGACCAGUCCAGGUCAUGCCUCUUGUGGUCAACAAUACCCUCUGGUUCACACAGGCUGAUUCGCUUGGUGCUGUUUGUUUGUUUGUUAAGUUGGUGAUUGUAAAACAGGGUGACACACACAUAUAACUAAUCUGGAAUGAAAUAAAGAUGAUAUUUAAUAUUAAUUUAUGAGUGGAUGGAAAUCCACUUGAGUCUUUUUUAAGGAAUUUGGUCACGAUCAGUUACGAGUGAUUUCAAACACUGAAGUUGUGGGGGGAAUGUUUGCCUUGCCUGUGAAACAAUGUCUUUAAUCAACAGACAUGGCCCAACAAUAUAUUGUGAGCGAAACACUUCAAUUGUUUGGAUUGUUAGUCAACAACACAAACCCUAAUACUGUGGGCAGUGUUGGGACCUGGGGUCAGGUGACACCUGAGCUCAGGUGUUCCUGCUGCAUGACCCUGUCUGCCCCUCAGCACUCUGUGAAAGGAUGAACAUGACCCUGUCUCAGCACUCUGUGUGAAAGGGUGAACACAAUGUGAUGCUCUUGGGAGUCACCAGGAAAGCAAACAUUUGACCAUAAGAUUAGAGAGUAAUCUUAUGCUCAUUUAUUUGACCAUAGUUAUGUACAGUUAGUCUCUAACUCGACAUUUCUGAGUUAAAAGAAAAAGGUCACUUUGUUCAGCCCUCUUUAAUAAUUAUUUUCACCAUGUUUUACAAAAAAACACCACAGUUAGGCUAACAUUGUGUUCAGUCUCCCAGAGUGGAGUUGACUAAACGAACCACGUGUCUGCUGAAGCAACAGAAAAGUCCUUAAUCUAAAAGUUGGAUGAAAGAGUUGUUAAAAGUGGUCUGUGUAGGGCUAUAUGCUGUUUGCAUGAGUAUCCAUGUAACCUCCUGAUGUAUCUUACCCUCUCAGAACCAGACAGCUCUGUGCUGUCUGGUUCUAACGUCAGAUGUCAUGUUUAAAGGUUUAUAUAUGCAUACCUGGUUGUUAUACAACAGAAAAUUGAACAUGGCAUCUUCAUCAAAGUUCUAACAUUGUGUUUUUCAAAAAUCUCCACCCGUGUAAUUGUCUUGAUUUUAAGAUGUGCAAAAUCAAUAAGACACUGAGCUGUUUAUCAACAGAGUUGCAAAAGUUAGUCCUGGUCAGGGUGCUGAUUGGGUGGAUCCUUGAUGGCAAGGUGCAACAUUGUUGCAAAACAUUUGGGCCAUCAAGUUUAUUAAAGAACUCACUUCCUGAUCUGACAAGAGCCUGUGGGGUGGAGCGUUGUGAUUGGAUGCCAAUGAUAUUAUCUCUUCCUGUUAACAGAAGGAUAGAUCCUUUUGAGAAUAUGCUUCUGUGUCCAAUAUAUUUGAACAAGUGGUUCCACGGGUCAGUGAGGAGACACUGAUCUGCAGGAUAUUUAACAGUGUCACAUGCUUUAUUGAUCUCCCGUCAGUUUAGCAAGCUUGCUUAAGUGUGUGUGUAUACUACGCUACAGGGGAGGUGGGUUUCUGCUAGCUCAGUCUACAUUGGCGGCUCAUCUAGUAAGUAAGGAAGGUUCGCUGUCCAACCUGGGAGGACGUGAAGGUGUUAAUCUAGUGUUGUCUGGGACGCAGGCCAGCUGCUAGGAUGAUGGUUACUGAAGCAGGUUGUGUCGACGUGUCGUCCCUUCAGCUGGUCAAACCUGGACCUCUCGCUCUCAGUUAGGGUUAAUCAUUAUACAGGCCCCCCCUCAAACACGUUUAGGAUGUUACUCAAGCCGUAGGAUGAGGAAUACUGGGCCUGUUACUUCUCAAUACCACAACAAUUACGAAACAAUUCUUGUAGUCUUGGAGACUUGUUAGUAUUUUUGUAUUUAUUGUACAUUUGUAACCAAAAAAAGAGUAUUUAUGUUUGCAAAGAAUACAAAACACUGUGCUUAAGUGCUUCAUAAUGGGUGAAGCAGUCGUGGGUCUUACUAGUUUUUUUUUUUGGUGUUCAAAUUGGAGUCUUCCUUUGCUUGCAGACCUGACUAAAGAUAUAAACCUUGGUGAGGUAACUGUGCCACUCAAGUUUGUGACGUUUGUCUGUUUGGUGUAAAGAAGCCCUGUCUCCAGCUUGUGGGGUUCAUCCUAGAUAUGUGCUUGCAUGCAAUGUAUAGUUUUUUAAUUUGAGACUCAUUUUCUAUUUAAUUUGAGUUGUCUGGAACUGAAUGGUACACACAGCACUUUGUAACUCCAAUAAAUGUUACGACGUAUGUUCAGUAUGGUUGCUCUGUCUGAAUCAACUCACAAAACCAAAAUGUCUCACAAUAAGUUUAUUUUGUAAAUGAGGGACAUUGUGGGCAGUGGUUAGAUGUAGGCAUUCAGUCAAAAAAAAUGCACAACUGAAAGCUUAAAUCAACUUUGUAACAGUAUUCUUCAAAAAACAAUAGCCUCUAACAUGCCACUUCAGCAUUCUGACACCAUCCUGUGUGACAAAGCCUUGAAACAACAUGACAGAGAAACACACAUCUGCACUCUUUCCUACUGAAAUAAGCUGGUUUCACACAAAAAAUUAUUAGAAAAGCUCUCAUUUAAAACAUCUUUACUCAUCUUAAAUUACCCCCCAAAAAGCACAAAUCUAAAAACAAAGCAUU